Molecule: messenger RNA, 2791 nt
Organism: Bombyx mori (domestic silkworm)
Lineage: Eukaryota; Metazoa; Arthropoda; Insecta; Lepidoptera; Bombycidae
Exons: 6
Coding region: 772-1566 (264 amino acids)
Source: RefSeq, a predicted model, not a curated record
ACUUCACUUUACGGACGCGAACUUUUGUUUCUGUUUUACCUAACCUGCAAAUUAUCUAAAAAAAUUAUAAACAAAAAGGGCAUCUUAUAAAAUUAUCGUCAUAUCGUAAAUAUUUUUUUGUUUAAAGUAUUGUUGUGCUAACUGUAAUACCUACCUAUGCCUGCAGCGCAAAUAGGUUUGAUACUAAUUUCUUAUCUCUUUCAUAAAAACUGCGUGCGAUAUUUUUAUACUAAAAUAUACAAGCGAAAGCUGAACAUUUUAUAGGUAUUGAAAUCUAAAGCACUGAAUAGAAAUAAAAUCCAUACUUAGUGUACUAUACACACUACCUAUCUAUGUAGCUUCCAUAAGUUAUUGAUUUUGUUGUAUUUUAAUGUUGGUAGUCCUGUUUGUUUUGCUUCACAUGUCGCGCAGGGCAGAAACACCCCAUGAAUACCCGCCCGCCUAUACAAUACGCCCACCAAUAAAUGGCUGUUCGAAGUGUCAAAUAGUUAAAUAUCAUUAAAUCUAGAGAAAUGCAUUUCUUUUUUACUUUUAGAAAAUUUAGACCAUUUAGAUUUUAAAAUAGGUUUAAUCAUUGUAUUUGUUUAAGUGUUCGCAUUUACACUUAUAUCCAUUAUAAUUCGAUUAAUAUCCGUGUUAUCGUGUUUUGUGGCAACGAUUUUGUGCAAAUUUGGUAUUGUGACAAUGGCCACUAGCUUCAAAUCUUAAUAGAAAAUUAAUAAAACCUUGAAAAAGGAGGUUUGCAUCACAGAAGUUAAAAAGAACCUUCCGAUGCAUUUCUGGAUAGAUAAGCGCAGCCAGUGUGCUUACACCGGCCGUCAUCGAGUACCAUCCUCACUCUCUGCUGGGCGGGCCAGGGGCCGCGUGUGCGUGGACGCCGCGCUGGGGGCCCGCAAGGGCAUGGCGGCUCCGGUGCACCGGUUCGCGGCCGUCGACUGUCCCUCGCGCCGCCCUCACCGCACACACCGACAUUACGCGCCUCCGCCGUUACCAGCGGUGCAGGCUCGGAGGCAAGACGAUACCAUGUACGUGGAGGUCGGGUCGGAGCCCCCGCAGCCCACCAUCGCCAGUCUGGCGGCUGCGCGCUCCGUCACCCCCGAUACCUUACUGAGGACCGCGGCGCUGGGGCUCCACCACACGCCGAUGGUAGCACCUCACCUCAAGUUCGGAAUGCUGGUGUCAUUCGCGCUAGCCACCGUCUUCCUGGCCGGUGCUAAGUAUUACUUCGAUCGGCAAGUGGUACGCGAGCCUGGUGGCGGGGAGGCUGGGAUGGUGUGCGCGGCCGUGGCGUGCGUGUGCGGGCUGGGCUGCGCCCUCACGCUGUGCCGCUCCAAGCCUCAGCCCCUCGUGCUGCCAGAAAGGGUCUCCUCCACCGCGCAAAGGGACCGACCGCCCCCUCCGGAGCCGUCCGACGAUAUCUCGCUAGGUGCAUUACUGCCUCCGGAACGCGGUGUGAAUUCUGGCGUGAGCCUGGAGUCCCCCGAGGCUCCGCCCCCGUACAAGAUAGCGGUGCUGAUGCCUCCCCGCGAGUCUGCGCCCCCGCCCGCGUACACGGAGCUCAGCUAGCUGCAGCCGCGUCCCUCCAGCGAGCUCAUCAUAUAGGGCUCCGCGGCUCCGACACGCGGCUGGUGCUACGGGACGACAUCAUGACGACAAUCCCAACGAUCUUAAUAAAUAUAAUACUAUUGACGUUAAUUAUUUUUUGAAAAUUAUACUUUUCAUCGUCAGCGGUGGGAGGAUUACAGGAGCGGUACAUCGUGAUGACGUGAUGGUAGUCAGCGCGAACCUCGGAUCAAUGAAAAGUUUAAUUUCCAACAGAUAUCACGUUUUUCUCUUCUUAAUAAUUUGAUGUCCAUUAUUUAAUAACUAAACUAUACCUGUUUAUUUUUAAAUUUUAAUAAUCGAAUUUAACACAUCAUAAAAAUAUAUUUUAAUUAUUAUAAAAAGUGAAAAAUAAUAAUAAUAACAACGCAUUUUGUACACUUUUUUAAACACUCUAUGAAGUAGCGUUGUUAUAUUUUUUAACUUUGCAUGAAUGUAUGUGAGUAGAUAAGAUUAUAUUUGAGGCGAUCACAAAAUUUGCCUAUUAUCCCAAAAAAUGCAGUGUUAUAAUGGGGCAAGUAUUAAUAGUUAUCGCAUCGCAUGGCAAUUUUAUUCGAAAGAAUGAUUGUCGUGUAUUCUACAACAAUUUUAGUUUUUUUUUAACGCGUACAGACAAAAAGAAAACAAUCAUUUUUUGAAAAAAAGGCGCGAAAGUGGCCAUUUCUCUUGUAAUAGGUAAUUAAUAUGAAUAACAAUAAUACGGUGUUCAGUAAUCGAUGAAUAAUAAUAUUAUUAGAAUGACAUGAAAAAAUUAGUUUUGUAUUUUAUUGUAUUUAAGAAUUUAAUGUUUAAUUUUAAAUGACCCCAUUUUAAAAUAAUGUAACUGUAACUAUAGAGUGUUAGCGUAGUAGAUUUUCGUGUCGUGUGUUAACCGUUUGUGGUACAUAUUUACAAUAAAUGUAUUAUAUAAGGAAAAUGUAAUUAAAAUAAAUAUUAAUUUUUUCAGAGAAAAGUGAAAUUAUCUGAUUAGUCUGAUUUCUGUUUUAGCUCAAUUAUAUUGAUCUCAUUUUAGCUUAAAUAAUACACGCGCACAAUUCGUGUUUUGUAUUCAUUGGUUUUAUUUAACGUUUAAUGGACGGUUAAAAUGCUGUAAAAUAAGGUCUAGGUGGUAUUUGACGUAAAUGCUACCAAGCGAUGAAGCGUUUGCCUACUGUUAAGUGCAGAUUAAAAAAAAAUAAACAAAAAAAAA